Messenger RNA from Clarias gariepinus (North African catfish), 1071 nucleotides. Its product is annotated as extracellular calcium-sensing receptor-like. The transcript has 3 exons. NCBI's taxonomy places the organism in Eukaryota, Metazoa, Chordata, Actinopteri, Siluriformes, Clariidae. Gene Ontology annotation, molecular function: G protein-coupled receptor activity. The record is from RefSeq and is a predicted model, not a curated record. Gene Ontology annotation, biological process: G protein-coupled receptor signaling pathway. Bases 1 to 1071 code for a protein of 356 amino acids. Gene Ontology annotation, cellular component: membrane.
AUGAUGCUGGAGCUGGUGGACGGAGGAUCAGAUACAGUGGAAUGGGUACCAGUUUCUGUGUGCAGUGAGAGCUGUCCUCCAGGAACCAGGAAAGCUAUACAGAAGCAAAGGCCUGUUUGCUGUUUUGACUGUAUAACAUGUUCUGAGGGAGAGAUCAAUUCACUGGAUUGUUUGCAUUGUCCUCCUGAGUUCUGGCCCAAUGUCAAGCAAGACAGCUGCCUCCCAAAACCUGUUGAGUUCUUGUCCUGGAAUGAAACCCUGGGCAUCAUCUUGGCAAUGUUCUCCAUCGCUGGAGCCUUCAUGGCUGUGUGUGUAAGUGUUGUAUUUUAUAAGCACAGGACCUCACCUAUUGUUAGAGCCAACAAUUCUGAACUGAGCUUUCUGUUGCUCUUCUCUCUGACUUUCUGUUUCCUCUGUUCACUUACUUUCAUUGGUCGGCCCUCUGAGUGGUCCUGUAUGCUGCGUCACACAGCCUUUGGAAUCACCUUUGUCCUCUGCAUCUCCUGUGUUCUGGGUAAAACAUUAGUGGUGCUAAUGGCGUUCAGGGCUACAAUUCCAGGCAGCAAUGUCAUGAAAUGGUUUGGGCCUCCACAACAGAGAUUUAGUGUGAUUUCUUUUAGUAUAAUACAAGUUAUUAUUUGUGUCAUUUGGUUAAACAUAUCACCCCCUUUCCCUUUUAAAAAUUUAAAACACUACAAAGAAAGGAUUAUCUUGGAAUGCGGCUUAGGUUCAGCUAUAGGAUUCUGGGCUGUACUAGGAUAUAUAGGAGUCUUGGCACUUUUGUGUUUUAUAUUAGCUUUUCUAGCUAGGAAGUUACCUGAUAACUUCAAUGAAGCCAAAUUUAUUACAUUCAGCAUGCUCAUAUUCUGUGCAGUUUGGAUCACAUUUAUUCCAGCUUAUGUCAGCUCUCCUGGAAAAUUCACUGUAGCUGUGGAGAUAUUUGCUAUUUUGGCUUCAAGCUUUGGUUUGAUUAUCUGUAUUUUUAUUCCAAAAUGUUUUAUAAUUGUUUUUCGGCCAAAUCAGAAUACCAAAAAGCACCUCAUGGGUAAAAUUCCAUCGAAGGCUCUUUAA